Microbotryum saponariae is the source of this 3172-nucleotide messenger RNA. The record is from the annotation of a GenBank genome assembly. NCBI's taxonomy places the organism in Eukaryota, Fungi, Basidiomycota, Microbotryomycetes, Microbotryales, Microbotryaceae.
AUGGUGUUCUACAAUCUCAAGGCGCUGAUCAAGGCGAUCCGCUCGACUAAGACGAUCGCGGACGAGCGCGCGCUGAUCGUCAAGGAAUCGGCCGUCAUCCGAACUAGCUUCAAAGAGGAAGGCGAGUCAUUAAAGUCACAUCGAUGAUAUACGGAACUAGGCUGUUGCGGUGAAGGCGCCGGCUUGUCGUGGCUCUGUGAUUACGUGCUCCGGUGGAGUCGCGUGGCAUACUUGAGCCUCCGGUUCCUUGGUGGUGCCGAUACGGAGCAACAUCACGUCGUAAUCGCUACGCCGUUGCAACAACGAAAUAUUCGAUCACACUUGCCCGCAAAACGUUUCACUGACACGCCUCGGAUGCCUCUCACUGCGCCGCCAAACAGACUCGUUCACCCGUCACCACAAUGUCGCCAAGCUGCUCUACAUCCACAUGCUCGGGUACCCCGCCCACUUUGGCCAGAUCGAAUGCCUUAAACUUGUUGCAUCACCUCGGUACGUCCUCCUCACGUCCGAUGUGACCCGACGUGCUCUCUGUCGCGAAGCUGAACCUCUACCGACCUUCAUCCGCUGCAGCUUCAGCGACAAGCGACUGGGCUACCUCGGCAUCAUGUUGCUUUUGGACGAGAACCAAGAAGUGCUGACGUUGGUGACCAACUCGUUGAAAAAGUGAGUGACGCUCCAAAGGUAGAAGCUCAGACUCUUAGCGAGCCUGCGGACUGAGUCGUGCCCGUAAACGCCUCCCCACCACAGUGACAUGAACCACUCGAACACUUCGACCGUGUCAAUCGCUCUGUGCACCUUUGCCAACAUCGCCUCGGAAGAGAUGUCGCGCGAUCUCGUCACCGAAAUCGAGCGGUGUCUCGGCUCGGGCAACGCCUACAUUCGCAAGAAGGCGGCCCUCGCGGCUUUGCGGUGCAUCUACAAGGUGCCGGACCUUGUUGACCAUUUCGAAGGGCGAUCGACGAGUUUGCUUAGCGAUAGGAAUCAUGGUGUGCUGCUCACGGGUGUGACGUUGGUCACCGAGAUGUGCCGACUAGUCGGUGGUGAUCCGUUCCGACAGGUCAGUUCACACCGGGGGUCCAGAGACCUCGGACCAAGACUUACGCAUUCCUCACUCUCACAGGCCGUGCCUUUGCUCGUCCGCCACUUGAAGGCGCUCGUCACGACAGGGUACAGCCCGGAGCACGAUGUCUCAGGCAUCACGGACCCUUUCCUGCAGGUCAAGAUCCUGCGCCUCUUGCGCAUGCUGGGCAAAGACGACGUCGAGGCGAGCGAGGCAAUGAACGACAUCCUGGCUCAAGUCGCCACCAACACCGAGUCGGCCAAGAACGUGGGCAACUCGAUCCUAUACGAGACCGUAUUGACUAUCCUCGAGAUCGAGGCCGAGAGCGGGCUGCGCGUUAUGGCGAUCAAUAUCCUCGGAAAGUUCCUCAGCAACCGUGACAACAACAUUCGGUGAGCAAGGGCACGGGCUUAGUCGGAUCGCAAAUGACCUCGGUCGACUGAGCCAGGUAUGCUGGCCCUUCUUCUCAGAUAUGUUGCCCUCAACACACUCAACAAGGUCGUAGCGAUGGACACGAACGCUGUGCAACGACAUCGAUCUAUCAUCCUCGACUGCUUGCGCGACGGAGAUAUCUCAAUCCGACGUCGCGCACUGGAAUUGUCGUACGCGCUCAUCAACGAGCAGAACGUGCGCGUCCUCAUCAGAGAGCUGCUUGCCUUCCUCGAGGUGGCCGACAACGAGUUCAAGCUCGGCAUGACGACGCAGGUGUGCGCCGCCGCGGAGAAGUUUGCCCCCAACCGACGGUGGCACAUCGACACGGUCUUACGCGUGCUCAAGCUUGCCGGCAACUUUGUCCGCGAGGAGGUCUUGUCAGGCUUUAUCCGCCUCAUCACCCACACCCCGGACUUGCAGUCCUACACCGUCUACAAGCUUUACACUUCAUUGCGCGCCGACGUGUCACAAGAAUCGUUGACUUUGGCUGGUGUAUGGACGAUUGGCGAGUUCGGUGACAUCCUAUUGCAGGGCGGCACAACACCGGCCGGUGGGGACGACGAAGAAAGCGCCGGCUCGACCACUAGUGAGGCGGUCAGCGAGAAGGACGUACUUGACCUCAUGGAGAAUGUGCUCAUCUCGCCCUACACGAACAACACGAUCCGCGCCUUUGUCCUGACGGCACUCACGAAGCUCUCGACCCGGUUCGAAGGCGCCGCUCAGCUCGCCCGCAUCUCCAAGGCCUUGCAUUCGUUCGACUCGAGCGUCGAGCUUGAGCUGCAGCAGCGCGCAAUUGAGUUCGGGGCUUUGCUCAGCAUGGAUUCGAUCAAAACAGGCGUUCUGGAACGCAUGCCGCCUCCUGAAUUGCGGCCGACAGUCAUGGGCACCGUCAGCGAGAAGCGACCGGUGGGAUCUCUUCGGAGGGACAAGGACGUACGUGGACUAGCCCAUCAGACUCAAUAUGUAUGCCCAAACUAAGUAAUAUUUCUUCUUCUAUCUCCGUAGGCAUUACUCGAUAUUGACCUCAUGGGCGAGGACUCGGGUGCUUCCGCCGCGAAGGUGUCGGCACCGGCAGCGCGUACCCAAACGACGCAGGACCUCUUGGCCGAUAUCUUCGGCUCGAGCAACGACGAACUGGCACCGGCGGCAGCAGUGCCCGCUUCGUCCGUCAACGAUGUUAUGAGCCUUUUCGGUUCGACCUCGAUCUCUUCCCAAUCCGCCACCUCGUCUUCACAAUCCGCUUUCGGCAACGACCUCUUGGGGCUUUCGGGUGGUGCUCCUGCAGGUGCAGCCGCCACUCGGCCAUCACCCGUAGCAGCAGCGCCGACGCCACUGGGUGCUCUCGUGGCCUAUGCGGGCAACGGUCUCCGGAUCACCCUCACGCCGAUGCGCGACAACUCGAAUAAGCUCGUCGUCAACAUCCUCGCCAAGUUCACGGCGACGCAGCCCAUCUCCAACGUCAACUUCCAAGCCGCCGUACCCAAGACGCAGAAGUUGCAGAUGCUCGCCAUGUCCAAGACGGAUGUUGGACCGGGAUCGACCGAGACGCAGCAAUUAAGGGUCAUGGUCGCUGCACCUGGGGCGUUGGUCAGAUUACGGUUGCGCGUUGGUUAUGUCGUGGGUGGGGAGCAAAAGCAGGAGCAGACGGAUUUCUCGUUCCCGGCCGGCUUGAUGGCGUAG